AUGGACGGCACCGGUGCACUUGUCUGUUCCCUGACUUUCACCUUCCUCUCGGUCCUUUUUGGAGGCGUGCGCCUCUAUACCAGAGCCUUCAUUGUCAAGAAGUUCUUGAUUGACGACUUGCUGCUCAUAUUCUCCAUUUUGGCGUCGAUGGCGUUGACGACGCUUAUUAUAUUCCAAGCAUACAAUGGGCUUGGCCAGCACAUGAGUGAGCUUUCCAUUCUCGAAAUAUACAGCUUCCUCAAGGCCCUUUGGGGAAGCACCAUAGUCUACAGUGUAGCUAUGAUGCUCACUCAAAACGUCUUCCUCUUCCAGUAUCGCAACUUCUUCGUCGGCCUCUGGCUUCGUCGCAUCACGACCGCUAUGAUUUUCAUCGUCACGCUUUUUGGUAUCGCUUCGACCCUGACUUUGGCAUUUCAGUGCGUCCCAACAAGGUACAUCUGGGAUCCUCUCUCGCCGCCGGCUCGUUGUAUCAAUUAUUAUUUUUUCUGGUACACAUCAGCCGGCUUCAACACGCUCACAGCAAUUAUUAUCUGGCUUCUGCCUAUACCUCUGAUCAAGGGGCUGCAUCUACCAAAGCGUCAGAAGUAUUGGCUCACUGUGGUCUUUGCGUUGGGAAUUUUGUAA
Molecule: messenger RNA, 624 nt
Organism: Exophiala spinifera
Lineage: Eukaryota; Fungi; Ascomycota; Eurotiomycetes; Chaetothyriales; Herpotrichiellaceae
Exons: 3
Coding region: 1-624 (207 amino acids)
Source: RefSeq, a predicted model, not a curated record